UUAUUUUACCAGAUCGCUGACCUGAACUCUCAAGUCAACGACCUCAGAGGCAAAUUCGUCAAACCCACACUCAAGAAGGUGUCCAAAUACGAGAACAAAUUCGCCAAGCUCCAGAAGAAGGCCGCCGAAUUCAACUUCCGUAACCAAUUGAAGGUUGUCAAAAAGAAGGAAUUCACCCUUGAAGAAGAAGACAAAGAGGGUGGCGGUGGAGGCAAGAAAAAGCCAGACUGGUCCAAGGGCAAGCCGGGAGAUCAGAAGGUAAAAGAGGAAGAGGUUGAGGCAUGAACUGUUUACCCCCACCAUAAACUAUAAGACCUUAUUCUAACUGACAAUUAUGUCAAUGUCAAUAACUAUGUGAUAUACCUACCCCAUGUGCCUAUCCAGGAUCUAUGGGAACCUAUGUCAUCCUGUAGGUAGAACAGCCAUUUAGAUCCUCCAUAAACGUAAUGUCU
Messenger RNA from Manduca sexta (tobacco hornworm), 452 nucleotides. Its product is annotated as troponin I-like. Gene Ontology annotation, biological process: muscle contraction. The transcript is spliced from 4 exons. Gene Ontology annotation, cellular component: troponin complex. Lineage: Eukaryota; Metazoa; Arthropoda; Insecta; Lepidoptera; Sphingidae. The record is from RefSeq and is a predicted model, not a curated record. The annotation marks the transcript as partial.